AUCAAUAUCAAUAUCAAUAUCAAUAUCAAUAUCACUCACUUAUUACUCACUCACUUCCUCACUCACUUCCUUCAUUAUCACUUCGGUACAUCUAAUUGUAUCGAUUAAUCACGAGUCUUCGCCUUAACAAUCAAUCUAUUUUGGCGGGGCAAUCGCCUGUGAGCACUUGUUUGAAGCUAAAUCCUGACCGCAACGCACUGAACGAACACUUUACUGUCAAUCCCUCGAAGAAAUCCCGAUAUCUACUUUACUCCUCAUUCAUUACCAUUUACCACCACCUACCACCUACCACCUACCAUCUACCAUCUCUCAACAUACAACAUCAAUUACAAUCUCAUUACCUAGAAUCCUACAACUUAUCCUUCUUCCUACGACCCCCUCUCCUACCGAUACAAUUUUGUUCCCCAUCCCCAAGAUGUCGUCUUGGAAUAUCACCAAGAAGCUCAAAGAGACGCAUCUUGGUCCCCUAACGUCUACCUUCUCUCGAACCCCAUCUUCACAAACUCUGAGGGAAUCAUCCAAAGAUGAGAAAUCUGGCACACCAAGUCCGGCACCAUCCAUCAACGAUAAUGGAAUAGCUGCUUCCGAAGCCAUAGCCUCUCAACCACAAUCCGCUCCUCGACCGGGUAUUCUCAUCGUUACCCUUCACGAAGGAAGUGGAUUCUCUCUACCAGAUCAAUAUAAACAAGUCUUCAGCAAUCACACACAAAAUUCAUUAUCUGCGGGAAAUGGCUUUGGGGUUGCAGGUUCAGUACGUUCCGGGGCUUCAAACCAAGUCUCUGGAUCUUAUUCGAAUAUGAGGCCACAAACAUCUGGAGGUGGAAUUCAGGUGCCUACUAACCAUGGACGUAUUUCCUCAAAAUACCUUCCAUAUGCCUUAUUAGAUUUCGAUAAGAUGCAAGUUUUUGUCAAUUCAGUUGCAGGAUCCCCUGAAAACCCCCUGUGGGCUGGAGACAAUACUCAAUAUAAGUUUGAUGUUUCAAGAGUUACCGAAUUAGCAGUUCAUUUAUAUCUUCGAAACCCAAAUGCGCCUCCGGGAUCUGGUCGAAGUCAAGAUAUUUUCCUUGGUGUUACGCGCAUCAACCCUCGAUUCGAAGAAAAGCACAAGUACGUCGAAGACCCUAAGUUGGGAAAGAAAGACAAGGAAAAGGCCGCUGCAGAAUUCCAAAGAAGAGAGAGCACAUUGGGACAGAGUGGACCGGAAUGGUUAGACGUUCAAUAUGGUACUGGAAAGAUUCGCAUUGGAGUCGAAUAUGUUGAGAAUAGAACAAGAGCCUUGAAGAUUGAAGAUUUCGACCUAUUGAAAGUGGUUGGAAAAGGAAGUUUUGGAAAGGUCAUGCAAGUCAAGAAAAAAGAUACCCAACGAAUUUACGCCCUCAAGACCAUUCGAAAAGCUCAUAUUAUUUCACGAUCAGAAGUCGCACACACGUUGGCAGAAAGAUCGGUCCUUUCUCAAAUCAACAAUCCAUUCAUCGUUCCUCUCAAGUUUACUUUCCAAUCACCCGAAAAGUUAUAUUUCGUCUUGGCGUUUGUCAACGGUGGCGAACUUUUCCAUCAUCUUCAAAAGGAAUCUCGCUUCGACAUCAAUCGUUCAAGAUUUUAUACAGCCGAACUACUUUGCGCUUUAGAAUGUUUACAUGGUUUCAACGUCAUUUAUCGUGACUUGAAACCAGAAAACAUUCUUUUGGAUUACUCGGGUCACAUUGCACUUUGUGAUUUUGGCUUGUGCAAACUUGACAUGAAGGAUGAGGAUCGCACCAAUACCUUCUGUGGAACUCCCGAAUACCUGGCACCAGAACUGUUGAUGGGACAAGGUUACACUAAGACGGUUGAUUGGUGGACCCUUGGUGUCUUGCUCUAUGAGAUGUUGACUGGUUUACCUCCUUUCUAUGAUGAGAAUACCAAUGAGAUGUACCGCAAGAUUCUGAGCGAUCCAUUGAACUUCCCUGGUCCUGAAAUUGUUCCACCUGCUGCUAAGGAUCUUUUGCAGAAGCUUCUCAACAGAAAACCAGAUCUAAGAUUGGGUGCAAAUGGUGCAUCAGAAAUUAAGGCCCAUCCUUUCUUUCACAGUAUUGAUUGGCGAAAGUUACUUCAAAGAAAGUAUGAGCCUACAUUCAAACCUAACGUGACGGAUGCUCUUGAUACCACCAACUUUGAUGUGGAGUUUACCUCCCAAGCACCAGCUGAUUCAUUGGUAGAAGGCGGACAGUUAUCAUCAACCAUGCAAGAACAAUUUACUGGAUGGUCUUACAACAGACCGGUUGCAGGAUUGGGAGAUGGAGGCGGAAGUAUCAAAGAUCCAAGUUUUGUAGGAAGUGUACAGGAUAGAUAGAUGGAUGAAAGUCGGGGAACAAGGGAACUGGAAUUCUGGAAAUGACCAGUGGUAUGAUGAUAUGACUUCAACUUUGCUCAGGCGUCUUUUCUCUCCAGAUAGCAAUUCGCAUACAGAUUGAGGGUUGGAGUGGUUUCUCUUCUUCACGAACAAAUUCUAAGAAUAUUAUCAGAUAAGAUGAGAUGAGAUGAGAUGAGAUGAGAAGUUAUAUCAAAAUGGAUAUUCGUUGUUUUUGUAUUCUUCUUCGGCACUGAAAUUAAUUUUGGGGAAUCACCUGAGAGUAGAGCGGAGUAGAGUAGAGGCGUUACGAAAGAACUUUGUUAUGGACAAGUGGGUGUGUGGGUUUGAUAGAAAAGAAGGAAUGAAGCGAGGGGUUUCGAACUUCUUUCAAAUUGUAAAAUCGAAGUAUUUGUUUUUUCGUCAACUC
This is a messenger RNA of Botrytis byssoidea, 2759 nucleotides long. RefSeq lists its product as uncharacterized. The record is from RefSeq and is a predicted model, not a curated record. The coding region runs from base 416 to 2332 and encodes 638 amino acids. Gene Ontology annotation, biological process: protein phosphorylation. Gene Ontology annotation, molecular function: protein serine/threonine kinase activity; ATP binding. The transcript has 4 exons. NCBI's taxonomy places the organism in Eukaryota, Fungi, Ascomycota, Leotiomycetes, Helotiales, Sclerotiniaceae.